CGAGCAUGUCGUCUUCCUUCUUCCUUCGCCUCUUCAUCAUUUAGCAACCUUCUUUUUCGAUACUUCUACGCUUAUGUCUUUGUUUCACCCGCAAUCACCAGUCAUGUCUGCCGACUCGCAGGCUCUGACCAAGCGUCAAAGCGAAACCAGCCUUAUGCCCCCGCCGCCGCCACCCAAGCGUAUCAAGCGGCCGGCCACUGUGUUGGACGAAGAUAUCUACACCAAUGCUCUGUCGGAGAUUAUCGCGCGUGAUUAUUUUCCCGGUCUCCUGGAGGCCCAGGUGAAGCAAGAGUACUUGGAUGCGCUUGAUUCGAAAAACAAACAAUGGAUCGCAAGCUCCAAGAAGAAAUUGACCGACCUGUUGAAGACACCGGGAAGAGCUCGAUCGUAUUCCGGAUCAGCCAAUAUGACACCACGAGCCACCAAUUCGGGACGCCCUGAAGACACCCCGAUGGGCUGGGGUGGAGAUACACCGAUGUCAGUCAUGUCAACAACUUCGUCAUCUACUACACCCAACGUCGACCAUGCUACGAUACCGGAUGUGUCUCGCCUUGGGCUGCUAGAGUUCCAGGCCAAAUAUACGAGUGAAGAUAAUGAGUCGUUCAACAAGCUGCUCGAUAAACAAAAUGAAAAGCACCGCGAGAGAUAUAAAUGGUUGUGGAGUGGGAAUAAAAUACCGACUGCUAGACAGAUUGCGCAUCGGCGGCAAGAAGCUAAGCGAAUUGAGGCACAAGGGGGUAACCCAGAUCAGCUCAAGCAGGUGGCCAUAAAGACUGACCUGGACGCCCGGCCCGCAAAUCCAGAUACCUGGAAGACUCAACCCGAGAACUCGCUCAUGUUUGCGCCUUCUUCCAUAGAGGACUCUUAUGAAACUAUACAGCAAAAAGCCGAAGCAUCAUCGCGCGCAGGGCCCAAGCGGGUAGUGUUUCAGAACACACGGUUACCAGAUGAGAGCGUCCAGCAGACGUCAUCUGCCACAAAUGCACCCCCGCCCUCACCUUCGAUAUCGGCCAUUAAAGAUGCUAUUGCCGGACACCCUCGCCCCACCGAAUCUGAAGCAGUAUAUACAGGGGGUGAGACGCCACGAGUGAAUGGGUAUGCCUUUGUUGAUGAGGAUGAGCCUGAAUAUCCCCUCGCUUCAUCAAAUGACAAUAACGAUUCUGCGAUUUCUCUGGAUGAUAUUCGCCUGCUUGGCGGCAGUGAUGCCACACCGAAUCCUUUUGAGAUCAAAGAAAACCGGAGACGAGAAGAUAUUCACCACCGCAUGGUAGAUCGCGUAGCGAGGUCUAAGCGAGCGGAGAAGUCCCUUCGCGAAACAAAGACCCCUGUAACGCCACGGUUCGCCAGCAGCCCACGACUGGACUUUGGUUUGCGCACCCCAAGUGCAGCUACGCCAGGAGGGAGGACGAACAAAGCGUUGACUCCCGCAGCACAGAAGUUACUUCACCAGGUGGGAAGUACGCCUCGUCUAGCGGCAUCGUCCUCAAGUUCAUCUCUGAGGAACAUGUGGACACCGACCCCGAAAAGGGGCAAAUAAUGUGGUGUCUGCUUUCAUACAAAUUUCUCUCUUUCCUUCUGAAAGCAAAAUGAGUUAGCGCUUGUGUUUCGACUUGACAUUAUUAGAUACCAGGGAUUAUCGCGGCGUCAUGAAAGGGGAUUAUAUGCUAUCAUGAGUUAAUGGUUAGAAGGGUUCGACAUUUUUACUACAACAGUUGCCGUCUACAUUUGGGCAUCUGUCAUAUGGCAAUGUAUAUACUAAUUCAAAAUUGUG
Molecule: messenger RNA, 1771 nt
Organism: Aspergillus costaricaensis CBS 115574
Lineage: Eukaryota; Fungi; Ascomycota; Eurotiomycetes; Eurotiales; Aspergillaceae
Product: splicing factor ESS-2 family protein
Exons: 1
Coding region: 104-1537 (477 amino acids)
Cellular component (GO): catalytic step 2 spliceosome
Source: RefSeq, a predicted model, not a curated record